AUGAAGGUACUAGUUUUGUUGGUUGUACUGAGCGUAGCAAUCGCGGCAGAGGCCCAAGGUUUCUACUGCGGGAGGCGGUUGGCUAUAGCUCUGGCUAUGCUGUGUGAGGGAAGCGAAGACAAACGUGCGGACUUGUCUAUCUAUGGAUCUUUGGCGCACGAGAGAGCUGGCCAUCAAGGGGCCUGGUCCGUCUGGCCUUCUGUGUCUCAACACUGGCUGCACGCAAAUCGGGCGCACAGCCUUGGACGCCCCAAAAGACAGGUCGUGAUGGAGUGCUGCAUGAAGCCCUGCUCGGAAGACGAACUUAUGGCCUACUGCUAA
This is a messenger RNA of Pieris macdunnoughi, 321 nucleotides long. The record is from the annotation of a GenBank genome assembly. NCBI's taxonomy places the organism in Eukaryota, Metazoa, Arthropoda, Insecta, Lepidoptera, Pieridae.